AUGCGGCAGUUAGUGCUGCUCGUUGUGGCGCUCGUCCAGGUGCUACAAGCGGAAUUCACACCACAUUUCCGAAAGUUUAUCCACGACAGUUUUGGUGUGAGUAUUGCCAGCACUUUGGAACGGACCGAUCUCGGUUUGGACGCAUCAUUUGGUGGUCAGUUGAACGACAACGACAAGCCAAGAAAGCAAGCAGUCAUCCUUGUACAUGGAAUCACUAACAAAAUAACGCGAUUUCUACCAAUGGUGCAAUUUCUGCGCUCACAAGGUUACACCAAUUCUGAGGUCUACGGGACAACAUAUGGUGACGCUGGUGCGACACCGAUUGGCCUUGUCGAUAUGAAAUGUUCGUACGUGAAGCAGAUUAGGAAGUUUCAUUAUUGCCGUGCGUCAGUACACCGGUACUCAAGUGGACAUCGUGGCCUACUCAAUGGGUGCACCCAUAGCAAGGAAAGCGAUUCUGGGUGGAAAUUGUAUGGACACCCGAGAGAUUCUCGUUCGAACAACCUUAAAAUCCCCGAUGCUUGUGUCAAACUUACAUUCCAGGUCCUCCACUCACUGAACUUAUCGACACCUUCGUCUCUGUUGCAGGAGCGAAUCAUGGCAGUGUGCUUUGUGUUGUGCCUAUUCCAGUCGGCACCUGUAACCGGAGAACCGGUCUACACUGUGACUCCAACAUUCCUACAGGAUAUCAAUAAUCAAGCUGGAUAUGAGGGAACCUAUGUCUUCAGUAUUUUCUCAACAGCCGAUGAAAAGGUGCCAGGAAGCACCUUUCUUUCAAACGCUGACUCUCGCACUUUCAAAACACUCUCAAAGUCGUGA
This is a messenger RNA of Ostertagia ostertagi, 819 nucleotides long. NCBI's taxonomy places the organism in Eukaryota, Metazoa, Nematoda, Chromadorea, Rhabditida, Trichostrongylidae. The record is from the annotation of a GenBank genome assembly.